Ceratotherium simum simum (southern white rhinoceros) is the source of this 3217-nucleotide messenger RNA. It is a transcript of the gene PWP2, whose product is annotated as PWP2 small subunit processome component. Gene Ontology annotation, cellular component: small-subunit processome; Pwp2p-containing subcomplex of 90S preribosome. Gene Ontology annotation, biological process: maturation of SSU-rRNA from tricistronic rRNA transcript (SSU-rRNA, 5.8S rRNA, LSU-rRNA); ribosomal small subunit assembly. Gene Ontology annotation, molecular function: protein binding. Lineage: Eukaryota; Metazoa; Chordata; Mammalia; Perissodactyla; Rhinocerotidae. The record is from RefSeq and is a predicted model, not a curated record.
UGAGGGGACCCCCACGUGCGGCGGCGGCGGCGAUGAAGUUCGCGUACCGGUUUUCAAAUUUGCUGGGGACAGUCUAUCGGUGUGGAAACUUAAAUUUUACCUGUGAUGGCAAUUCAGUCAUCAGUCCUGUGGGAAACAGAGUCACUGUAUUUGACCUUAAAAACAACAAAUCCGACACUCUGCCCCUGGCCACUCGGUACAACGUCAAGUGUGUGGGGCUGUCCCCGGACGGCCGCCUCGCCAUCAUCAUCGAUGAAGGGGGGGAUGCUCUGCUGGUCAGCCUGGUCUGCAGGUCCGUGCUCCACCACUACCACUUCAAGGGCUCUGUGCACAGCGUCUCCUUCUCCCCUGAUGGCAGGAAAUUCGUCGUCACAAAAGGCAACAUCGCUCAGAUGUACCACGCCCCUGGGAGGAAGCGGGAAUUCAACGCGUUCGUCCUGGACAAGACCUACUUUGGGCCGUACGAUGAGACCACGUGCAUCGACUGGACAGACGACUCCCGGUGCUUUGUGGUCGGGAGCAAAGACAUGUCCACGUGGGUGUUCGGGGCCGAGCGCUGGGACAACCUCAUCUACUACGCGCUGGGGGGACACAAGGACGCCAUCGUGGCCUGCUUCUUCGAAUCCAGCAGCCUGGACCUGUACACGCUGAGCCAGGACGGAGCCCUGUGUGUGUGGCAGUGUGACACGCCCCCUGAGGGCCUGAGGCUGAAAGCCCCCACAGGCUGGAAGGCGGACCUGCUGCAGAGGGAGGAGCAGGACGAGGAGGGGGAGAGGGAGACCACUGUCCGCGGGAAAGCCACCCCGGCAGCGGAGGAGCAGCAGGGAAAAGUGAAGUACUCUCGGCUGGCCAAGUACUUCUUCAAUAAAGAAGGGGAUUUUAACAAUCUGACAGCUGCAGCGUAUCACAAGAAGAUCCACCUCUUGGUCACUGGUUUUGCUUCCGGAAUCUUCCACCUUCACGAGCUCCCGGAGUUCAACCUCAUCCACUCCCUGAGCAUCUCGGAUCAGAGGAUCGCGUCCGUCUCCAUCAACAGCUCUGGGGACUGGAUUGCCUUUGGCUGCUCAGGCCUGGGCCAGCUGCUGGUGUGGGAGUGGCAGAGUGAGUCCUACGUGCUCAAGCAGCAGGGCCACUUCAACAGCAUGGUGUCCCUGGCCUACUCCCCCGACGGGCAGUACAUCGUGACCGGCGGGGACGACGGCAAGGUCAAGGUGUGGAACACUCUCAGUGGCUUCUGCUUCAUCACUUUCACGGAACACUCCAGCGGGGUCACCGGUGUGACCUUCACUGCCACUGGCUAUGUCAUCGUGACCUCUUCCAUGGACGGGACUGUGCGAGCCUUUGACCUUCACAGGUACCGGAACUUCCGCACCUUCACGUCCCCACGCCCCACCCAGUUCUCCUGUGUGGCUGUGGACUCAAGUGGGGAGAUCGUUUCUGCUGGGGCCCAGGACUCCUUCGAGAUCUUUAUCUGGUCCAUGCAGACAGGCAGGCUCCUCGACGUUUUGUCUGGCCAUGAGGGGCCCAUCAGCGGUCUGUGUUUUAAUCCAAUGAGGUCGGUGCUGGCCAGCGCCUCCUGGGACAGGACAGUGCGUCUGUGGGACAUGGUCGACAGCUGGAGGACCACGGAGACCCUGACCCUGACCUCCGACGCUCUGGCUGUGACUUUUCGCCCCGACGGUGCAGAGCUGGCUGUGGCCACUCUGAACUCACAGAUCGCCUUCUGGGACCCCGAGAAAGCCGUGCAGACGGGCUCCAUUGAGGGCAGGCACGACCUCAAGACAGGCAGGAAGGAGCUGGACAAGAUCACCGCCCAGCACUCGGCCAAGGGGAAGGCCUUCACCACUCUGUGCUACUCGGCGGACGGCCAGAGCAUCCUGGCGGGAGGGAUGUCCAAGUUCGUGUGCAUCUACCACGUCAAGGAGCAGAUCCUCAGGAAGAAGUUUGAGAUCUCCUGUAACCUCUCUCUGGACGCCAUGGAGGAAUUUUUGAACCGAAGGAAAAUGACCGAGUUUGGUAACCUGGCACUAAUCGAUCAAGAUGCCAGGGAGGAGGCUGGAGUCGCGAUACCACUGCCGGGAGUGAAGAAAGGUGACAUGAGCUCUCGGCACUUCAAACCUGAAAUCAGGGUGACCUCCCUCCGCUUCUCUCCCACCGGGCGCUGCUGGGCGGCCACCACCACCGAGGGGCUCCUCAUCUACUCCCUGGACACCCAGAUGCUCUUUGACCCGUUUGAGCUGGACACCAGCGUCACCCCCGGACGGAUCCGGGCGGCACUGCGCCAGCGGGACUUCACCAGGGCCAUCCUCAUGGCCUUCCGGCUCAACGAGAGGAAGCUGCUGCAGGAGGCCCUGGAGUCGGUGCCCUGGGACGAGAUUGAAGUUGUCAGCUCCUCCUUCCCUGAGUUGUAUGUGGAGAAAGUGCUGGAAUUUUUAGCUUCAUCCUUUGAGGUGUCUCGCCAUCUAGAAUUCUACCUGAUGUGGACUCAGAAGUUGCUCAUGGUGCAUGGGCAGAAGCUGAAGUCCAGAGCGGGGAAGCUGCUGCCAGCAGUUCAGUUCCUUCAGAAGAGCAUCCAGCGGCACCUGGACGACGUCUCCAAACUCUGUGACUGGAACCGCUACACCAUUCAGUACGCUCUGGCAGUUUCCAAGCAGAGGGGCAUGAAACGCCCCUCGGAACCUCGGGGAAGUGAGGAGGAAGCAGGCGCGUCCGAUGACGAUGACAGUCUGCACCUGCUCGGGCGAGGACACGGGGACGAGGACGAGGACGGGCUGCUGGUGUAGAGCCGACCGGGUGUGCAGCCCCGCUCGUUUCGGUUAAGACCCCUGAGAGAUGGAACCGUGCUGCCUGGGCACAGGAAGUGAGGGGAGGGCAGCCCGGAGAGUGUGGCAGUGCUGUCGCCGAGGACUUGCUCUUCCUGUGAGAAUCAGACAGGGCAGCAGCAUCAGAGCGAGCUGAGCGUCCCCGGCCAGCCCAGGCCUGGCACGCGGGGCCCAGGAUCCGGCCACGUGAAUGAAAGUAAAGGAUGGGCGUCUGCUAUGGAAAACGCCUUCCAGAGAGACAACUGGGUUCACGUUGAUAGACGCAAACUUCGUAAGAGCGUUAUUUAUAUUUUUAGUAUGCAGUUCUGAUGAUAAAUUGAGGGAUGAAAAAGAUGGGAUUUUCUAAAAUGUAAGAAUGGAUUAAGUUUGAACUCUGAAUUAAAAAUGUUUAUAAU